This is a messenger RNA of Durusdinium trenchii, 1725 nucleotides long. The record is from the annotation of a GenBank genome assembly. Lineage: Eukaryota; Dinophyceae; Suessiales; Symbiodiniaceae.
AUGGUGACAUUGCCGCGGCUCAAAACGCAGGCACCAGAGCAGAUGGAGAGAUCCAAGACUGUGCAGGUCUUGUGCAAGUCCCUGACCCCAGAGCAGCCCUGUGAGGCAGAAAAGAACAAGUGGCCACCUCUGAAGCAAGUUCCCAAAGGUGCUGAGCGGAAGGCUUUGUCGGUGGUUGGCUGUCGACGCACAGCAGCUGUCACCAGAAACCUGUCGUCUGCAGACCUCAGGCGCAAUAGAAGCAGUAGCAGUGUCUGUGAGUCAGGCUCCGAGCGAACUGUCUUGGAGGACGAGAACCGACGCCUGCGCGAGGAGUUGGCGAGGUAUCAGACUGAAUCACUGGAAAGGCAUCGGAGGCCUUUGGCUGCCAUCGCUGGUGGAGGUUUUCGUGCAGCGCCAAGGAUGGCAGUUGCCCAAGAAGAUGGCCGCCCAUCAAGCUGGACAGCCACACCGGAGGCUGCCGCAAGUGCUGUGGUGGAUGCCCUGCGACGACAUCUCUUCUCGGUGCUGGGAGCUCUGUUAGCUUCACCUUCAGGCCUUGAGGCAGUGAAGGAUGCCUCAGAGCUCCGGUCGCUGCCGGCGCUGGGGAAGAGCCUCAAGAGGUUGUGGUUCGACACUCCAACCACCGAUUGGGACUCCAAGGAACAAGCUCUUUGGCUCUGCCGUGUUCUGGCUGUCACUGAAGGCUCUCGGGAAGGUGUUUUAUCCUUCUACGGCGCGGGGCAGCUAUUUUGUGAAGCUUUGGCAAUUUUCGCAGAGGCCAGUCUGUUGGAGAUUGGCGUUGAGAUGGAUGAGGCUUGGGUAGCAGAAGCUUUGGCAGUGCAAGAGGUGCUACAGGGACCUCACCGGGGGCAGCUACAGCAGUGGCCUGCAGACCGACGAUGUGGGGGUGGAAGUGAUCCACUGCUCUCCACAGACCGCCUUCCUCGGUCGCUGAAGAGUGCCUUUGACCUUGAAGGUGUCCGACUGACCAAGGUGCAAGCUGCUGGCUUGGGCGUGGCCAUGAUGAUGCCAGGUUCCACGGUUCUGGCCAUGGGUGGCGUUGGAUGUGCACUCUUGCUGCGCUCCGGACGCGAAAGUGCAUCAGCCAGAGAUGGUGAAAAGUGGGAGGUGCUACAAGCCAAGCGCUUGGAUACAGGGUCAGCAAAGUGGCUCAAGCAUGCUCACACACUUUUGAGGCGGAAGACCUGCCCCAUUGAAAUUCGCUUCUUGCCGAGCAGCCUGGCGCCGCCAGUGAUCAAGGUGACUCUUUACUCCCUCAGAGACGUGCUUUGUGCUCUUCCUGUUGGGACUCUAGGUGGAGGAACCGGUGGCGAAGCAUCCGCACGGCUUGGCCAAAACCAAAGCUGCAGGUUGCGGCCAGCCACUGAAGACAAUUCCUUUCGCCUGCGGGUCUAUCGCCCCGGGCUUUUGCUUGAUGCAGUGCUGCACGAUGGGGUGCAGGUACAGCGAGGAGAUCGCUUAGUGGUAAUGGUUUCGGAGGUGGGCGAGGCCAAAGUCUACAAUGAGAAGCCGCGCCGGAGGCCGCCAGACAAUGAGACUCAGGAGACCCAGGUGACACUAACAGACUCACAGGGUCAGUGCGCGCCUGUGUCAGAGAAAGGCUAUGUGACGGAGGGCCUUCUGGAUGCUGAUGCGUGCCGUGCAGCCUUGCAGCUGGCGCAGCGAAAGAACAGCUUCUCGUCCGCUUUGGACUUUGCCGAAGAGCAUGAAGGGGUGGACUGA